Messenger RNA from Durusdinium trenchii, 967 nucleotides. NCBI's taxonomy places the organism in Eukaryota, Dinophyceae, Suessiales, Symbiodiniaceae. The record is from the annotation of a GenBank genome assembly.
CGUCGGAGCAGAGCUCAGCCACCGUGAACCACCGUGAGCCUGCAAGCCAUGGGCGCGGCCUGCUCGACCGAAGGGCGCGAUGAGGCAGAGGCUGCGCAAGCUGCGGCGGGCAAGGGCAGAGAGGGCAGAGAGGGCAGAGGAGCACCAAGAGAAGCUCACACCGUAAGGCACUGGCACGAGAAGAUGAUGAUGUCAGCAGCGUCUCAAGCCGUGUUUGAGGCUGCUCAGCGGGGUGACUCUCAUAAAGUUCACACAGCGUUGAAGGCGCAUGGCGACCCGAACUGCGUGAACUUUGCUGGAUACAACGCCUUGAUGCUUUCGGUGGCAGGUGGCUAUAUUGAGGUCGUAGCCAUGUUACUCCAGGCCAGCGCUGACCCGAAUCGAGGAAUUUCAGGAGUGGCACCCUUGAUGAUUGCGGCAGCAUCUGGCCAGCUGGAGGUGUCUCGAAUGCUGAUCAAUUGUGGUGCUGCAGCGACCGGAGCCUGCGAAGCGAUGGGCAGGACUGCUCUUCAUCGGGCAGCAGAGCGAGGCCAUGCAGAGAUCGUCCGUUUGCUGGUCCAGGCCGGCGCUUCUGUGGAUAUUGGUGACUUUGAGGAAAAUACUGCCUUGAUGUUUGCUGCUUUAGAGGGCCACCCUGACGUGCUCAAGGUGCUUCUGUGCGCCGGCGCGUCAGUUUCACUGGCGAACAACGCUGGUGAGUCGGCCUUGAGUCUUUGCGUCAAGAGUGCGCAUGAGGCAUGUUUGGAGACGAUGUUGCGAGCUGGCGCCCCUGUGAACACUGCAAACAGAGCCACAGGGAACACUGCCUUGGCAGAAGCAGCCAAAGUGGGUAGCGAGGCACUAUGCCGCCGAAUCAUACAAUAUCAGGCCAACGUGAAUUGCUCCAAUUCUCGGUCACGCCCUGAAUAGAUUUUUGCAACCGAGUCCUUGCUUCUAGUAGUUUCUUGUUCCUAGUAGUAAGGCCAGG